GAGCUCGCACACACUCAAAUGUAAGAUCAGAUCUAUAAAAUUAUUUUUAUUGCGGCUUGUUUUUUGAUAAAUAUAAACUAAGAAUAAUUACACGGUCCAAAGCACAUGAAAUCGAAAGUCAAUAGUUUAAAAGCCGAAUGUGGACAUCCAAAGCUUCAAUUGAAAUUCAAGGCUUCAGUUCAGACUUGGAUAACGACCACUGGUUCCGUUAUGAGGAAAUCUAUUGCAUUGCUAUGCAUAUUUCUCUUGAUUGCUCAGAUUAAUUCCGAAACCGAUGUUAGGAGCCGUGUCUGGGGACCUGGUAUUGAGUUAGCGGACAAAUUUGUGAUAAAUGCAAGGUACUUUUUUAUUGAGUUGAGGGGAACCGAUGACAAAAUAAUCAUUGAACCGGUUAAGUAUGACAUUCUAUUUAAAGGCCAAUCUAGGAUUGGUAGUUGCCGCGUGCGAACGGAACAGAUAGAUAGAUACGACGGAACAACAUUGAUCCGCUACAAACUAUUGGAAACCUGUUGGAAUGUAGAAAUUUCCGUGCUCUACAGAGAUCAACAUCUUGGAAAUUCUCCGUACAGAUUCGAGAACAAAUUGUAUAUCGAAAAUUGCAAUUGCCCGCAAUCUUCGCUUGAUGAGUGGAUUCAGCAAGUCGGUUGCCCCGUCAGUGAACCACAAAUCGACAAUGAUCUAAUACCGUUUCCAGCUGUAAAUUUUUCAAAUUUGAGACCUAGAAUCAUUGAACAUUAUGACAAACCGGGAAGUGUGUCCCUAUGCAACUACGUUGUUCGAGAUAAUCUGAUUUAUCGAACAUGCUACGGUCGUUAUACAGGAUUUAAAACAUACAUGGAUGCGAUGUUGCUUUCUUUAUCAAGAAAAACUCACCUGCCAGACAUGGAAAUGUUUGUAAAUUUAGGCGAUUGGCCACUCGUUACCAAAGGAGGUCACCGUCGCACUACGGGGCCAUAUCCGAUUUUUUCCUGGUGCGGUAGCGAUGAUACAUUCGACAUUGUGAUGCCAACAUAUGAUAUCGUUGAAUCUACCCUGGAAGCUAUGAGUAGAGUAUCCAUAGAUAUGCUUUCCGUACAACGAAAAGGAGUAUCGUGGGAGAAAAAAAUACCCAAAGGGUUCUGGCGUGGACGGGAUGCCUGCCGCGAAAGGCUGACUCUUGUUGGUAUAUCGCAAACCCAUUCAAAUGUGAUAAACGCGUCUUUGACAAAUUUCUUCUUCUUUCGAGAUGAGGAAGAAGUGUACGGUCCAAAGGUAGCUCAUAUUUCGUUUUUCGAAUUCUUCAACUACCGGUACCAAAUCAAUGUGGAUGGGACAGUUGCGGCAUACAGGUUUCCAUAUCUUCUAGGCGGAACGUCGGUUGUUUUCAAACAAGACUCGAAAUAUUACGAACAUUUUUACAGUAAACUGAAAAAAUGGCGAGAAUAUGUUCCGUUCAGCAAAGACCUGUCCAAUCUGGUCGAAACUAUUGAACGAGCUAAGGAGAACGAUUCCGCUAUGCUGUUGAUAAGAGAUAAUGCCAAAUCAUUUGUCGAACAACAUUUGUUGCCAAAAUCAAUCCUGUGCUAUUCUGCACUCCUGUUAAAAGACUACGCGAAGAAAAUUGUGAGCCCCAUUCAAAUAUUGCCGAGCAUGGAAUUGGCAGAGCAACCCGAACUCUCAUCAAACUGUGAAUGCGAUUAUGAACCUCAUAUUGAGAGUCAUGACGAAUUAUAAAUUGUGUUAAUAGUGCAAUGCCGACAAAUUUCUUCGGAAAUUUAAAGUUUGGAAAGCGUUCAUCAGGUAGUAAAUGUUUACCUCGCGAAAGAAUGGCAAUUCUCUGAAACAAUACGCAGAUUUCAUUGAUCUUCUCUAAAAGAGUUCUAACUUUAUAAAUUGUUUGUUCAAAUGAUAAGAAAGCAGGAUAUUAAAAUGUUAGACUUGAGAAUUUUUUAAAUUUAUUCACACCUAGGAAAUAUGUGAUUUCCCAAGCAUUGUACAAAAUAAUCAAACCCCUUUAUAUAUAUAAGAACCACCCUAUCCAGACUAAAAUGAUAGAAAAUGUUUAUAAAGCCCAGUAUUAGUAAUAUGAUUAUAUUUUGUUUAUAGGAAUGUCAACAGAAAUGAAAUCUCU
Molecule: messenger RNA, 2110 nt
Organism: Malaya genurostris
Lineage: Eukaryota; Metazoa; Arthropoda; Insecta; Diptera; Culicidae
Product: protein O-glucosyltransferase 2-like
Exons: 3
Coding region: 106-1713 (535 amino acids)
Cellular component (GO): endomembrane system
Molecular function (GO): glucosyltransferase activity
Source: RefSeq, a predicted model, not a curated record